Molecule: messenger RNA, 2005 nt
Organism: Argiope bruennichi
Lineage: Eukaryota; Metazoa; Arthropoda; Arachnida; Araneae; Araneidae
Exons: 11
Coding region: 373-1455 (360 amino acids)
Source: RefSeq, a predicted model, not a curated record
UGUGUUUUUUAGCUAUAUAAUUUAGCAUUCUCUAUUGAUUUGAAUUCUUAGAGUUAAGUAUUUAUAGUCAACUGCUUGAAGACAUUUGUAACCCACGCACUAGUAACAAAAUCGAGCUGUACUGGUUAACCUUCAUCAUUAUUGAUUCGCAUCAAGGCCACCGCUGUGCGAUGGUAUCGUCCUCACCGUAGCCAGCCGCGGAAAGCAGUGUCCAGUGUGAUUUCAUUUUCAAGGCUCGAGUGGUUUUCGCUGCAAGCCAGUCCGGGAAAGUUGUAAAACCACUCUAUUGCGUAACGUCAAUAGUCUCGUCUGCAAAUAACGUAAAAAAACUAGUGUAUUGUUUGGUAAUUUGUAUGAAAUAUAUUUAGCAAAAUGCCAAUUGAUGAUUCUACUUCUUCUUCUGGAACAAAUGAGACUCCACAUGAAACAAGUUCCUCAGAGAUUCAACCAUCUUUGAUUGCUGGCCAUAAUAUUUGGGAAUGGCUAUUUCUAGUGAUAGCAACUUGGAAUGUGGCCCUUCUUUUUGCAGCAUCGGGAGUUGCUCUUGCACAAUGUGAACUACAACACAGCCUUCUUAACCCAGAAUUCUCUACUGAACUAAUUGUCAUUCUGGUGGCUGGCAUUGCUCUUGCAUUUGCCAUAUAUGGGAUCCAUGAAGAACAUCAGUAUGACAUUUAUCUUCAUGUUAUUUUCAUUUCCCUUGCUGAUUUCUUCAGUUACCUUGCUUCUGAGAAGAAUUGUCAUUCCUGCUUUAAACUAAUUUGUUUUUAUGUCUCUGUUGGAUUGACAGUUGUUAAUUGCAUCACAGCAUACAAGGCUACAACUGCUGCUGAUUGGACUGAAUUUCGAAUUAUUGGUGCAUCACAAUCUCUUGCUGUUAUGUAUAAAAAACAGUGUGCGUUCUUAGCUUUGCUGAAGUUUGAUUCUCUCUUUGUGGUUAUUUGUGCUCUCUACAGUUUUCCAAUUACUUUGGAAUUUCCAAAUGUGAAAAAUCUAUAUUUGCUCAUCAGUUUAAUUAUAAUGUACUCAUUCAUGAGUUGGUGCUGUGGAAAAGUUACUGUCUGUAAGGAAGACAAGUACUUAGCAUCAGGAUUUGUUGUCCUCUGCAUAACUUAUCCUUGUUUAAUAACCUAUCAGAUAUACAUGUCAAAAAUUCACAAGACCUCGUUUGAAAAUCAUAUGUUCUAUCAGUCUGCUCAAUACAUUGGUGUAAUUAUUGUUGUUUGCAAAUUCCUUCUAUCAUGCUUGAUGGUUCAGAUUUGCCAAACAUUUGGAUAUGGAUUGAACUCUAGAUCUUUAGAUAUAUUCAAGAAAUGGCUUGAUCGUCCAUCAAAGAACAAGGCAGCCAGUGAAAAGCAUAUGUGGUUUAAAUUCUUAAAGGAUUGCUGCCGUGUGAAAUGUUCCAACAAGACCAAGGAAACAGAAUAUACUUAUAAAGAUAUUUACCGAUUUUAAUAAUAAGAUCUUGAGUGUGCAGUAUCUUUUACCAUAAUAACUGAAAUGUUAUUGUAGGAUGUUCACUGUAAUGUUACUCUAUGCAAUUCCAUUGAAUGAUCUCUGCUGCAUUUGGGCCAUUGAUAAGAGAUAGUCAGUUACCUUAGAGGUCUAAGGUAUAACUAAAAACAAUAUACGAGAUUAAAAUAUUUGUUUUCCUUUUUUUUAUUGCAGAAAUCCUGUCCAAAAUAUGAAAUUUUUUAUUAUUAUGCCUACAAAGCUUUUAUUUUUUUCAAUCAUGCCCAUUCGUUUUGUUAACAAGGCAUCAAAAAUUAGCUUUUGUAUGCUGAUGUGAAAAAUAUUUUCUUAUAUAUGACUUUCCAAGAUAUUUUCAAUUUCAAUUGGUUGUUGAAGCACAUCACCUGAAUUUUAUUUAUCAUAUUGACGUAUAUGUAUUUCUUUUAUAUUUUUAGACUUCAAAUUGGCUUAGUAGGCAAACUCAUAUGAAGUCAAAAAUAUGAAAUUAUAAUUGCAAUAUAUAAAUUAUAUUCCAUUCCAAUUUUUAAAUUUU